UGUCCAUCAAUGCCACCUGUUAGUGCCCGUCAAUGCCACCUGCCAGUGCCCAUCAGUGCCACCUAUCAGUGCCAGUCAGUGAUGCCUAUCAUUGCUGCCAAUCAGUGCCACCUAUCAGUGCCAGUCAGUGCCGCCUAUCAGUGUGCAUCAGUGCCACCUAUCAGUGCCGCCUAACAGUGCCAGUCAGUGCAACCUAACAGUGCCAGUCAGUGCCACCUAUCAGUGCCAGUCAGUGCAGCCUAUUAGUGCCACCUAUCAGUG
Staurois parvus is the source of this 261-nucleotide messenger RNA. Lineage: Eukaryota; Metazoa; Chordata; Amphibia; Anura; Ranidae. The record is from the annotation of a GenBank genome assembly.